Molecule: messenger RNA, 360 nt
Organism: Meloidogyne enterolobii
Lineage: Eukaryota; Metazoa; Nematoda; Chromadorea; Rhabditida; Meloidogynidae
Source: the annotation of a GenBank genome assembly
AUGUUCACCCAACCAAUUAAAGUGCGCAUCAAUUUUUUUAGUUCAUGUUUCCGUGUUCUGUUUCGUGUUUGUCUCAUCUUUCUAAUAUUUUCAACCUUUUAUUUGGCAUUUCGACAGCUGCUACACUUAAAAAGGAUAAACCAAGCUUGGGAGGAGGAUUCAAGGCCUUUAAGGAAUUUUACCUCAAAAUUCAAAAAUAUGGAACACACUUACUCCUUACAAGAACCACUCAAUCCUCCUUGCAAUAAUGAUACAAAGGUGUUCAUUUUGGUGCUCUCAAGACGAGAAUCUUAUAUUAACAGAGAAGCUAUUAGACUAACAUGGCUUAAAGAUAGGGUAAAUUUAAGCAUAUUUUUAUAA